GCCGUCACCGCAGUUUAGCGGCAGUCGGCGGUGAAACAAGUCACGGAAACUACGCGCGGUAUUCCUAGUUCCCAUUGGGAAACCGUCAGUUGCAACUGAGGGCUCUGCUCCUGUUGAAUAAUUAAAAUUAUUACACCGACCCUUUUGAAAAUUGAUUCGAUUUAGAACAUUCGGAAGCCACUGUUCUCCCUCGAGUUUCGCGUGUUAGCAAUAUCCUGAUAGCCAGCCCACCUUUCGGAGUUCUUGAAUCGUGUAUUCAACAGUGUCUGUGUGUUGUUGGGUGGUUGGAAAGAGAGCCAGGAAGACCGAAGGAAAACUUCGCAAGCUUUCGCUCACCGGAUAACUCCAACGGGAAAGCAGCGUGGCAAGUGCUGCUGGCACGUGCAGCAUCUAGCGAUUCGAGUGAGAGCUCGCAAUUCUCGGUGUGGCAUAUGUUGGACGGUUUUAGUUCGAUUUAUUGUGCAAUCUUUGGACGAUUGCCGUGCGGAGUGCAGCGAGUGUCAAAGUGUCUGAUCAUAGUACGAUCGAGAACCAGAGCGCUAAAAAUAGUCACAGUCGUUUCGUUGGCACAGACGGGCGAAAAGGGGCAAACACAAUCGAAUUAAAUGUGGAGACCAAAUUAGGUCCAAUUUAGUUGUGCCGCUUGUUGUACUGCUGCUGCUGCUGCUGUUGCUGCCUCCCGAGAAGUGGCACGAAACAGCUGGAAAAGGUAAAUUGAUAGCCCGGUGCUGGCGGUGGUGGUUUAGGGAAACGAGAAGGGUUCUCCGUACUUCUUCUCGAUUGGACGCUGAGAAUGUUAUCAACCGAGGACAAACAACGCCGAGGCUAGCCGAAGCGAGAUGAGAUGAGAAGUGCCUGUAUGACCACGACCAACAGCGAGCUGCUGGGGCUUGCCUUCAUGGCAUUUUUCAUAAUCACGUUUUCAUCCACCGCCCGCUACUAUGUGAAGUUCCUGUGUUUCAUCGUCCUGUCGAUGGUGUGUGCCGUCGGACCGAUUCCCUUCAUGUUGCUGCGGCCUCGAGACUAUCGGAAUGCCUUACUCCCCGCUUAUCUCUGUACAAAGUUUGGGGCAAUGCUCGGAGUGUCGUUCGAAGUCCGUGGAAAGGAAAACAUUCACCGACAGCAUGGUGGAGUGGUGCUAAUGAAUCACCAAAGUGCGUUGGAUCUCAUCGUGCUGGCCUACUUGUGGCCCAUAAUCGGCCGGGCGACGGUCGUGGCGAAACGGGAAGUGCUGUACAUGAUCCCAUUCGGAACGGCAAGCUGGCUGUGGGGUACGCUUUUCAUCGAUCGCAAUAACCGAAAGUCAGCGAAAAAUAUAAUCAAUAAAGAGUCGAAAGCUAUCAACGAGAAGCAGGCAAAAAUCCUGUUUUUCCCCGAAGGAACUCGAGGCGGUGGAGACAACUUGUUGCCGUUCAAAAAAGGAUCGUUUCACGUUGCCAUCGAAUCGCAAGGCUUCAUUCAACCGGUGGUGAUUUCCAAGUAUCAUUUUCUCAAUUCGAAGGCGAAAAUUUUCAAUCGAGGAAAGAACAUCAUAAAAAUUCUACCGGAAAUAUCCUGUGCUGGUAUGACCAAGGACGACAUGCAGCCUCUAAUGGAUCGGGUCUAUCAGCUGAUGCAGACCGAGUACGAAGCUCUCAGUGAUGAAUCGCUGGCGAUUAAUAAUCUUAGCAAAAGCCUCUAAGGGUACUGGGGAUGUGAAAUUAAAAGCAACAAAUCAACACUUGAAUGGCAUUCAUUAUUUGGCUUGGGUUUGAAUAUUUGCUCCCUUAUGGUCUGUACAUUUGCAAAGUUAAUGAGUGCAAAUAAAAAUGCUUUCCAUCGUUUGCGCUUCUAUCAAAAGCAGAACCGAGUUUAUUGAAAAGAGCUCGUUCACAAAUUAAAAUUACCAGCACAAAAGCGACUGAGAGAGACUGUUGAAGUAAUUAAUCUUCCUCGCCCACCAAAAAAUUAUAACGAAAACAAGAAAGGCCAGCGCGUCCGGAAAUUUUCUCCUGAAUGUUAAUGAGUUAUCAGAUUAAAGAAAUGGGAUAUACUUUUUUUUAGCUGUCGUAAUUAGGGUUUAGUUGAAGAAUGCUCGGUUUUGCAACUGAGUUUGGAGAGAAAAAAAUAUAUUGAACACAAAGCUAACGUGUCUUAAGCGAACAAUAAAAGAAUUAUUUAUGUACGAGAGUUUGAAUUGUUUUAACAGAAAAAGAAAUCUGCAUAGAAAACAAACCAAUAAACAACGUGAAGUUUGAGUGAGACUAGAGAUUGAUUGGUUAACGAAGACGAUUUGGUUAACGAAGACCUCAGUGUUGGAUAACAAUUUGUUUCAAGGGGACAGCUUUUAUGUAAAUAGACAAAUGAAGCAGCUGAAGUAGUCAUAGUUAAUAAAAUGAAAAGCUUUAGAGUGUGGAGAUUUUAUAAUGAGAAUAUUAUAUGCUUUUGUGAUAUAAAAUGAAUAACAACCGAAUCAUGCAAAUAUAUUUUAAUCUACGAU
Molecule: messenger RNA, 2479 nt
Organism: Malaya genurostris
Lineage: Eukaryota; Metazoa; Arthropoda; Insecta; Diptera; Culicidae
Product: 1-acyl-sn-glycerol-3-phosphate acyltransferase alpha-like
Exons: 6
Coding region: 845-1681 (278 amino acids)
Biological process (GO): phosphatidic acid biosynthetic process
Cellular component (GO): endoplasmic reticulum; membrane
Molecular function (GO): 1-acylglycerol-3-phosphate O-acyltransferase activity
Source: RefSeq, a predicted model, not a curated record